CUCCCCAGCCCUACCUCCAGGCGGACACCCGGGAGGCGGAGCGGGGCGGGCCGGACGCGCGCGGCACCCGGGAGACGAGCUCGGAGCCCCCGGCAGGCGCCCGCGCCGGAGGCAGGUGCGGCCGCCCACCUUUGGCCUCUAGUUCCAGCCGCAUCGUCAUGCCCCGCGGCGCCGAGGCGCUGGACCUGCCAGUGCGGAACCGAGCCUCGGCCCUGUCUUUGGGGCCCCGCCGCAGAAAUGCAAUGGCUCAUCUUGAUUCUGAGGUGAAAGAAGAAUGCCUGAGGGAAGACCUGAAGUUUUACUUCAUGAACCCUUGUGAAAAAUACCGAGCCAGACAUCAGAUUCCAUGGAAACUGGGUUUGCAGAUUUUGAAAAUAGUCAUGGUCACCACACAGCUUGUUCGUUUUGGUUUAAGCAACCAGCUGGUGGUUGCUUUCAAAGAAGAAAACACUGUUGCUUUUAAGUACUUGUUUUUGAAAGGAUAUUCUGGCAUAGAUGAAGAUAACUACAGUUGCAGUGUAUAUACUCAAGAGGACGCCUAUGAGAGCAUCUUUUAUGUUAUUAAUCAGUAUCAUCGUCUAAAGAAUGUAUCCCUGGGGACCCUAAACUAUGGAGAAGAGGAAGAGAAUAAAAUUGGCUUAAAAGUCUGUAAGCAGUAUUACAAGAAACGGACCGUGUUUCCUGCUAAUGAGACACUGAAUAUUGACAGCAACAUUGAAACAGAUUGUAUGCACUUAGACCUCCAGGCCCUCUCCAGCCCUCAAGACUGGAAAAGCUCACCAUUCUUCAGACUGGAAUUUUACAGGCUCUUACAAGUUGAAAUCUCCUUUCACCUCAGAGGCAUUGAUCUACAGACGAUUCUUUCCCGAGAGCUACCAGACUGUUACAUCUUUCAGAAUACGAUUAUCUUUGACAAUAAAGCUCACAGUGGCAAAAUCAAAAUCUAUCUUGACAGCGAUGCUCACAUUGAAGAAUGUAAAGAGGUGAACAUAUCUGGAUCUGUCCAGAAAAAUACUCAGUAUGUCCUGGUGUUUGAUGCAUUUGUCAUUGUGAUUUGCUUGGCGUCUCUUAUCCUGUGCACAAGAUCCAUUGUACUCGCUCUGAGUUUACGAAAGAGAUUCCUGAAUUUCUUCCUGGAGAAGUACAAGCGACGCGUGUGUGAUGCCGACCAGUGGGAGUUCAUCAACGGAUGGUAUGUCCUGGUGAUUAUCAGCGACCUAAUGACAAUAAUUGGAUCCAUAUUGAAAAUGGAAAUUAAAGUCAAGAAUCUCACAAAUUACGAUCUGUGCAGCAUUUUGCUCGGGACCUCUACUCUCCUUGUCUGGGUUGGAGUUAUCAGAUACCUGGGUUACUUCCAAAAAUAUAAUGUGCUCAUUUUAACAAUGCAAGCCUCACUGCCCAAAGUUCUUCGCUUCUGCGCCUGUGCUGGGAUGAUCUACCUGGGCUACACCUUCUGUGGCUGGAUUGUCUUAGGACCAUAUCAUAACAAGUUUGUGGCCCUGAAUACAGUUUCUGAGUGUCUGUUUUCUCUGAUCAAUGGUGACGACAUGUUUGCAACCUUUGCUCAAAUCCAGCAGAAGAGCAUCAUGGUGUGGCUGUUCAGCCGCCUCUAUUUAUAUUCCUUCAUCAGCCUUUUUAUAUAUAUGAUUCUCAGCCUUUUCAUCGCACUUAUUACAGAUUCUUAUGACACCAUUAAGAAAUACCAACAGAAUGGAUUUCCUGAGACGGAUCUUCAGGAGUUCCUGAAGGGAUGUAGUGGCAGAGAGGAAUAUCAGACAGAGCCCUCAGCCUUCCUGUCCUGCAUCUGCUGUCUGAGGAGAAAAGGAAGUGAUGACCACUUGAUACUUACUAACUAAAAUCCUUCUGCUAAAGAUCAAGUAUCAGGCCCCCUUCUCCAGUGACAAUGCAGAGGAAUCCCACGUGGUUUGGACCAAAAUACUGAUGGUUAAUGUGGAGUGGGAAAGAGGACCGACUGUCAGCUGGCUGACCGCAACUGAAGUUCCAAAGUUCCCUUUUUAUAAACUUGGACGAUGAAGCAUAGACCACAGUCAACUACUGGGCAUUAGUGCAAUAGACCAGCGAUAAUGAAAUUCUCUAUUAGUCUUUUAAUUUAUGACAUGACAAUAUUGGGUUGGGGAAAAAAAAUCACAUUUCAGAGAGGGCAAAACAAUGGUGUUUAGAGCCUCACAUUUAAAGAUGUGUGUUUAUCAUCAAAUAAGAGUUUGUUUUCAAAAUGAUUCUUGGGUUAAAAGCCGUUUGUUAGUUCAUGAGCUGCACAGAGAUGAAGUUGGUGGCAAUACCAAAUUCGAGACUCAAGCUGGAGAACUAUUAGGUCAUUUAAGGAUCACAUUUAAAUCAACAAAAAGACCUAUUCAGUGGACAUUUCUUGGCCUGUUUUCUUGUGGUUUUCUUCAGCAUGAUAUGAAGCAACCAUCGGCAUAGUCAGUGGGAUGAAUAGGAAACAUCUUGUCACUUGUGCUGACUGUUGAUUGUACACACACGGCAUGUGGAGUAAAUUAUAGCAGUGGUCACUCAUUUUAACAAACGGACUCUACUAGGGUGGGGAUUUACCCAUCUCAAGCAAGGAAGAUGGUAUUUUUUACCUAAAUAAAUUUAUUUUUAUCAAAUGUGAA
This is a messenger RNA of Hipposideros armiger (great roundleaf bat), 2633 nucleotides long. RefSeq names its product mucolipin TRP cation channel 2 (gene MCOLN2). Gene Ontology annotation, cellular component: membrane. The transcript is spliced from 14 exons. The coding region runs from base 159 to 1856 and encodes 565 amino acids. The record is from RefSeq and is a predicted model, not a curated record. Lineage: Eukaryota; Metazoa; Chordata; Mammalia; Chiroptera; Hipposideridae. Gene Ontology annotation, molecular function: NAADP-sensitive calcium-release channel activity.